GCCACCUCCCAGCCGCUCUCUGGGGCCGGCCUCGCGGGCCCCGGAGCCGUGAGCCGCCGAGCGCCGCCGGCAUGCUGCAGAAGCGGGAGAAGGUGCUGCUCCUGAGGACCUUCCAGGGCCGGACGCUGCGGAUCGUGCGGGAGCACUACCUGCGGCCCAGCGUGCCCUGCAACAGCCCGCUCUGCCCGCAGCCCGCCGCCUGCCGCAACGAUGGGAAACUCUUGUCUAGUGAUGUGACUCAUUAUAUGAUCCCAGAUUGGAAAGUUGUUCAAGAUUACCUGGAGAUCCUUGAGUUCCCAGAGUUGAAGGGAAUUAUUUUCAUGCAGACAGCUUGUCAAACGUUGCAGCAUCAAAGAGGCCGCAGACAGUAUAACAAAUUGCGACAUCUCUUGAAGGAUGCGCGUCAUGACUGCGUUCUCUUUGCUAAUGAGUUCCAGCAGCACUGCUAUCACCCUCGAGAGAGAGGAGAAUCCAUGGAAAAGUGGCAGACCAGGAGUAUAUACCGCGCCGCGGUGUGGUACUAUCACCACUGCCAGGAUAAGAUGCCAAUCGUCAUGGUGACAGAAGACGAAGAGGCAGUCCAGCAGUAUGGAAGUGAAACAGAAGGAGUGUUUGUGAUUUCCUUCAAGAAUUACCUGGACAAUUUUUGGCCCGACUUAAAGGCCGCCCACGAGCUCUAUGACUCUAUCCUUCAGUCUCGACGGGAAAGAGAGAACGAGAGUCAGGAGAGCCACGGGAAGGAAUACACAGAACAUCUUCCCCUGGAAGUGUUAGAAGCCGGCAUUAAAUCUGGACGCUACAUCCAGGGAGUCCUGAAUGUCAACAAACACAGGGCACAAAUAGAAGCUUUCGUUCGACUUCAAGGAGCCAGCUGUAAAGAUUCAGGUUUAGUCAGUGACAUCCUUGUCCAUGGAAUGAAGGCUCGAAAUCGCUCGAUUCAUGGAGAUGUGGUAGUUGUGGAACUCCUGCCUAAAAAUGAAUGGAAAGGAAGAACGGCUGCCCUAUGUGAGAAUGACAGUGAUGACAAGGCCUUGGGAGACCCCCCGAGUGAGCCCAUGCCCACAGGCAAAGUGGUGGGCAUCCUUCAGAAGAACUGGCGGGAUUACGUGGUGACAUUUCCAUCCAAAGAAGAGGUCCAGUCUCAGGGCAAAAAUGCUCAGAAAAUCCUAGUUACACCUUGGGAUAACAGAAUUCCCAAAAUCCGCAUCAGCACUCAGCAAACGGAAGCGCUACAGGACUUCCGGGUGAUUGUGCGCAUCGAUUCCUGGGAGUCGACAUCCCUGUACCCAAAUGGACAUUUUGUGCGUGUUUUAGGCAGAAUCGGGGACCUGGAAGGGGAAAUCGCGACCAUCCUGGUGGAAAACAGCAUUUCGGUUGUCCCUUUCUCCGAAGCUCAGAUGUGUGAAAUGCCAGUCAACACACCAGAAAAUCCCUGGAAGGUGAGUCCAGAAGAGGAACGAGAACGGAAAGACUUGAGGGAAACCCAUCUCGUGUUCAGCAUUGACCCAAAAGGCUGUGAAGAUGUGGACGACACGCUCUCAGUCAGAACCUUAGCUAACGGCAACUUGGAACUUGGGGUCCACAUUGCAGACGUAACGCACUUUGUGCCACCAAAUUCUUACAUCGACAUCGAAGCUAGGACAAGGGCCAUCACUUACUAUUUAGCGGACCGUCGCUAUGACAUGCUGCCCUCCAUCCUCAGCGCUGAUCUGUGCUCCCUUCUGGGAGGCGUUGAUAGGUAUGCCGUAAGUGUCAUAUGGGAAUUGGAUAAAACCUCCUAUGAAAUUAAGACAGUGUGGUACGGCAGAACCAUUAUUCGAUCAGCAUACAAACUGUUUUAUGAAGCAGCCCAGGAACUGCUGGACGGAAACUUCCACAUUGUUGAUGAUAUUCCAGAAUUCAGAGACUUGGAUGAGAAGAGCAGACAAGCCAAGCUAGAGGAGUUGGUGUGGGCCAUUGGAAAGUUGACUGAAAUAGCACGCCACAUCCGGGCUAAGCGAGACCAUUGCGGAGCCCUGGAAUUAGAGGGGGUAGAGAUUCGUGUUCAGCUGGAUGAAAAAAAGAACAUCCAUGACCUCAUCCCCAGGCAGCCCCUGGAAGUCCACGAGACGGUGGCUGAAUGCAUGAUCUUGGCCAACCACUGGGUAGCCAAGAAGAUCUGGGAGAGUUUCCCUCAUCAGGCCUUGUUGCGCCAACACCCUCCUCCACAGCAGGAGUUUUUUUCUGAACUGCGAGAAUGUGCUAAAGCAAAAGGCUUCUUCAUAGAUACACGGUCCAAUAAAACACUGGCUGAUUCUCUGGAUAAUGCGAAUGACCCCAACGAUCCCAUCGUAAACAGAUUGCUGCGAUCCAUGGCCACACAGGCCAUGUCUAAUGCACUGUAUUUCUCUACUGGGUCGUGUGCGGAGGAAGAAUUCCAUCAUUAUGGCCUUGCAUUAGAUAAAUAUACUCACUUUACGUCUCCGAUAAGAAGAUACUCAGAUAUCGUAGUACACCGAUUGCUGAUGGCAGCCAUUUCAAAAGAUAAGAAAAUGGAAAUUAAGGACAAUUUGCUCAGCAACAAAGAUCUUGAGGAAUUAUGCAGACAUAUCAACAACAGAAACCGAGCAGCCCAGCAUUCUCAGAAGCAAUCCACGGAGCUCUUCCAGUGCAUGUAUUUUAAAGACAAAGACCCAGAGAAUGAGGCGCGUUGCAUAUCUGAUGGGGUUAUAUAUUCAAUUAGAACAAAUGGCGUACUCGUAUUUAUACCAAGGUUUGGAAUUAAAGGUGCCGCUUAUCUAAGAAAUAAAGAUGGUUUGGUGAUCUCGUGUGGCUCAGACAGCCGUUCUGAAUGGAAACCAGGAUCCCUUCAACGAUUUCAAAACAAAAUCACCUCUACCACAACAAGCGGGGAGUCUGUUACGUUCCAUUUGUUUGACCAUGUAACAGUGAGAAUAUCCGUACAGGCCUCCCGUUGCCAUUCUGAUACAGUCAGGCUUGAAAUAAUAAGCAAUAAACCAUACCUGAUACCAGAUAAAGACCUUUUUCAGCAGAGCUCCCUCCUGUUAAAGAGCGAUUUAGUGAAGGAAGUAACUAGAUCUGUGGAGGAGGCUCAGCUUGCCCAAGAAGUCAAAGUAAACGUCAUUCAGGAAGAUUAUCAGAAAUACUGUCAAACAAAGGGAAGAAGCCUAUACACACUCCUGGAGGAGAUAAGGGACCUUGCUCUCCUGGAUGUUUCCAACAGUUAUGGAAUGUGAAAUAUUCUUUUUGCUUCAUUAAAAGAACUGUUUUGUGAACACUUUCAA
Molecule: messenger RNA, 3284 nt
Organism: Lontra canadensis (Northern American river otter)
Lineage: Eukaryota; Metazoa; Chordata; Mammalia; Carnivora; Mustelidae
Gene: DIS3L
Product: DIS3 like exosome 3'-5' exoribonuclease
Exons: 17
Coding region: 72-3236 (1054 amino acids)
Biological process (GO): rRNA catabolic process
Cellular component (GO): cytoplasmic exosome (RNase complex)
Molecular function (GO): RNA binding; 3'-5'-RNA exonuclease activity
Source: RefSeq, a predicted model, not a curated record